AUGAGCCCUCGUGCCAUCCUGAUCAUCAUGGGAGUCUUGAUCUUAAUCGUUCAAUGCGGUGAUCAGUUCUCGCAAGCGCCCUUGACGAGGAUCCAGGAGUCUAUCUACUGCUACCAGUAUUGGGAGAAAGAGGAUCCAACCAAGAUUCUCGUACCAAGAUCUGCUAUUGGACCAGGCGCACUUGGAGGUGUUGAAGAGCGAUUGUGCAAAAUUUCCGAGGUACAAGGAAAGGUUGCAAUGCUGAAAGGCACUCAACAAUUUCUUGACUGUGUUCCUAGUCUCAUUCUGUCGAUUCCAGUAGGCAUUUUAGCGGAUCGCUGGGGCAGAAGACCGAUCAUCGUGCUCGGUAUCUGCUCUUUCCCUAUUCAGAUGGUCUGGCAAUUAGUUGUUUGUAACCGGGCAGGUUGGUUCUGGCAAACAUUCGAUCUGCGAGUCGCUUGGUUCUCAUCGCUGGGCAAUCUUGCUGGUGGAGGCUCGCCGGUACUAUCAGCUUUGUUCUUCGUCAUCAUCUCAGACGUGACAACUCAAGAGACCAGAUCUGCAGUCUAUCUGCGAAUCUUCGCGGCCAACCUUUGUGCUAACCUCAUCUGCCCACCCAUAGCGGCCUGGAUCAUGACAUUCAACCCCUUGAUCGCGAUAUUCCUCGGCAUAGUCUGCUUCGCCAUCGGUUGUCCCAUGUGUCUGUUGAUCCCAGAGACGCUUGGGUAUCAGGACUCGAACUCCAAAGCCAGCGAAUUCCAGCAGAGCGAUGAGGAGAGACCGCCGCUAGCUUCGAAGAAAGACGCCAGAAACUUCCUGCAGCGAUGUUAUGAGCCUCUGAUCGAAUCGACUCAGUACUUCUUACAGGAUAAACGUGUGAUCUGCCUCAUCUUUACCUUCGUUCCAGUAAUGUUGACGACGACCGCUGUUCCCUUACUGCUACAAUACACGAGUACCCGCUACAGCAUGAGUUUCUCACAAGCAACUCUGUUGCUUACCGUCAAAGCUGGGGUAACGAUCGUCAUGUUCCUAGGCAUGCAAUCUUGGAUCUACAAACUCCUCGCCAAAUCAGGUCUGAGUGGACGAAAACGAGAUCUCUUCCUCGCACGUGGAAGUGCUUGCUUUAUGCUCCUCGGCAUUGUUGCCGUAGGCUUAUCUCCAAACGCAAUCCUCUUUACCAUCAGUCUGAUGAUUGCUACCCUUGGCGGUGGCUUUCCGGUGUAUCUGAGAUCUUUCUUGACUGAGUUGGUCAAGCCGAACAAGGUCGCAGAGCUGUAUACUGUGAUUGGUGUUGUUGAUACUCUGGCUCUUAUGGUUGGCGGUCCUCUGUUUGCUUGGCUGUUUGAGCGUGGCUUGCAGUUGGGAGGCGCAUUCGUUGGUCUGCCGUUCCUCGCGCUAGGAUUGAUCUAUGCUGCCGUCUUGGUCUUUUUGCUGAAGAUCGGUCAUUCUUCGAAGGAGAGCACGCUGGAGGAUAGUAGCAUAUCUGAUGAGUAA
Aureobasidium pullulans EXF-150 is the source of this 1473-nucleotide messenger RNA. Its product is annotated as MFS general substrate transporter. Gene Ontology annotation, biological process: transmembrane transport. The transcript is spliced from 3 exons. Lineage: Eukaryota; Fungi; Ascomycota; Dothideomycetes; Dothideales; Saccotheciaceae. The record is from RefSeq and is a predicted model, not a curated record. Gene Ontology annotation, molecular function: transmembrane transporter activity. Bases 1 to 1473 code for a protein of 490 amino acids. Gene Ontology annotation, cellular component: membrane.